CGAUAAUAGCACAUCAGCCAGAGCCGCUCUAUUGGGAGAGCAGAGCACAGGCAGUGCAGGAGGACUGAGCUGCUGAGCACAGAGCGGCACACUCGAGGAGACAGGCACACUCCGAGAGAGCGAGGGAAGAGCGCAAGAGCAUCAGAGAGGGGAGGACAGAGCAGGAGCAGAGCAGUGGAAAGAGGAGAGGACAGCGAGGAGGGGGGGGAGAAAAGUUACCAGGUCAGCAGCAGAGCGUGGAAGUGGAGCAGCUGGGACUCAAGCGGGGUCUCAGUCCCACCGGAGCAGCCCGGUGCAGCAGCAGCAGCAGCAGGCAGCAGAGGAGGAGAGUGAUAUUACAUGAGGGGAUAGAGGCAGAGCUGUAACUUCUUCCUGGAAAGGCAGUCCUGUCAUCAGGGUUAGGGUAAUGCUCCUCACAGGACCCCCCUGCACAGCUACUUCUGCAGGAUCACUUCAACACUGCGAGCAGGAGACCCUUGAACCUGGCCGAGGUGUCUGAGCGCUGCAGAGUCUGAUCCAUCCGUGCACUGUGAAAGUGGAUGUGCCGGUGCUUCCCUGAGGAGAGUGGAGCUGUGGAGGGUGGAGUUGUUCUGUCCUGUCAUCUCUGCAGAGACUAUGUUAGACUGUGCGUCGGGAAGUCCUUCAUCAGCAGCUGCAGCCCUAGAGCAUGGAGAAGUCCAGCAGUGAGGAGUCAGCCAUUCACCGUAGCCCCUCAGUAGAUAGCCGCGACUCCGAUUUUGCCCAAGCCUCCACGUCUGGCCGCCCCUUCGGUGGCCGGGGGUUCACCGCCGGUGCUUUCUACGGGUCCACGGGCUCGCGCAAAAACGCACAGCAGGGACAGGCUGGAGCGGCAGCUGAUGCCAGCGCGGGGGACAAGUCCAGCAACAAGCCGAGCACACCCAAAGGCAGCAAAUACGUGGUGUUUUACCUGGAUCUAUCCUUUGUGUUCCUUCUAGAAUUCAAGAAGUGCAACAUGGCACGAGGCUGCCUCUGCUGCUUGAAGUAUAUGAUGUUCAUCUUCAAUCUCAUCUUCUGGUUGUGCGGCUGCGGGCUGCUGGGCGUGGGCAUCUGGCUCUCCGUGUCCCAGGGCAGCUUCGCCACCUUCUCUCCGUCCUUCCCGGCGCUGUCCGCCGCCAACAUGGUCAUCGCCAUCGGAGCCAUCGUCAUGGUGACGGGCUUCCUCGGCUGCCUGGGCGCCAUCAAGGAGAACAAGUGCCUGCUUCUGAGCUUCUUCAUUGUCCUGCUGAUAAUUCUCCUGGCAGAGCUGAUAUUGCUCAUCCUGUUCUUUGUGUACUCAGAUAAGGUGAGUGAGAACGCAAAGCAGGACCUGAAGGACGGCCUCGCUCUCUACAACUCAGACAACAACAUAGGCCUGCGGAACGCCUGGAACAUCAUCCAGGCAGAGUGGAAGUGCUGCGGUGUGAUAGCGUACACCGACUGGCACGAGGCCCUGCAGGAGAAGGUGGUUCCUGACCGCUGCUGUCAGGAGCAUUACCAGAACUGUGGACAGAACUCCACCAACAUGUUCUGGAACAGGGGCUGCUUCGAGAAAGUGGAGGAAUGGCUGGAUGAAAACAAGCACCUGCUGGGAACUAUAGGCAUGGUCAUCUUGGUGCUGCAGCUGCUGGGCAUGGCGUUCUCCAUGACACUGUUCCACCACAUCCACCGAACGGGGAAGAAGUACGACGCUUAGCCUCCGGGGGCGCUGACACCCAACGGAGAGGAGCCCCACUGCCUGAUGGGAUAUGACUCUGAUUUAAACGGCCCCCCUCUCCCCUGCUUCCCUCAUUCACUUAAUAACCUCUUUAGAGCAACACCCCCCCCACCACCACUUCCCAGUCCUUCUGUACAGAUUCCAGCUGUGUCUCCCCCCCGCUCUCUCCUCUCACCAUUCAUUUUGCCAAAGAGUAACACAACUGGAAGAGAAGAGAAGGGACACCUACUUUUGGCAAGGAAGAGAAUCCCAUUGGCCGUCACUCCUCUCCAGUAUUUUCUCUCUUUUCGCUCGGACUAACAAUUUGCUGGAAGGAACAAAAAGACUCUGAGACAAUGAAGACUUGACUAAUGCCCCUGUCCUCCCCCGAGCAGAGCGAACAUUUGAAACUGUCGAUGCCCUCCACUUCGCCCACCCCCCCCUCGUCGACUGAAGUCAAGUCCUCUCCCCCUUUUCAUUUGUAAAUGAGAAAAAGUUCCAACAUGGCAUGCUAGUUUUCUACUUCACUGAUUUAACUUUGUUGUCUAAAUGUUCAAAACGCUUUUCUCUUUUGUUUUCCUGUAAGUGUGUCAUCGAUGCUCCUGUGGAAUGUAAGUGUGGAACAGAUCAGUGCAAUGUGCGCUCAGACAUGCAGUGUGUGUGUGUGUGUUUGUGUGUUUGUGUGUGUGUGUGUGGUGGGAUUUGAAGUGACGUUGCUGCAGAGGGGCACAGAUAUGUCGGGAUGAUGUCUAAUGUAAUCCAUGAUUCAUAAUUUCAUAUUUUUUUUCAUUUGGCUGUGGAGACUCAGGUAAAGAGAGAGUGAUGGAGGAACACAGUGUAAGUGUGAGGAUUCAUUUCACGGGCGAUUCUGCAAUAAUCCUCUGAAUGAUAAAUUGUGACGCACAAAUCGAGCUCUGAAACACACACACACACACACAGACACACACAGCUGCCACACAGCAGCAUUGUUCCCAUUCCCUGCGAGACAAUGCAAAUGAUGUAAAAUGGCUGUUUAUUAGGGCUCCGCCAGGACUGCCGAGUGGAGACAUCUGGGUGAUGAAGUUCCCACUUUGAGAACACAGGCUGACUCGUCUGUGUGUGCGCUCUGUGGCUGUGUUUUUAUCACAAUGUCUGAGCGGCAGAAAGGGAAAGAAUGGAAAAGAAAUCCCAGCGUAUAAAUCUAUAGAGUCGAGGGCACGAGGGGCAGAAGCAGAGCUGACAUGUUGUCUCGCUGCUGCCAUCGACCGGGUGUCAGCGGGGGGGGCGGCUCUCUCUUCUAUAUAUUCCUGAUAUCUCAUCCACUCACUCUGGCCUCCUCGCUUCUGUCUCUCUCCAGCUGUCGGCUCCCAUAUUUUAUAAAUUUCCACAAUCCCAAUUUCCUUCCCACGUGUCACAAACCAACAAGCCGCCGUCCUUGUUGCUCCAAAACACUUGCACAAUAUCUCUGCUCACAUUCCUGCUCAUCGCGCAGUUUCCAACUUCUUCUCUUUCUUUUUGUAAUCUUCCUUUUAUGGCUGCAAACAGAGAGGGGGGGGGGGGCACAUCAAAGCUGAGACGGAUAGGUCUGGCAUCAUGCCCUGUAGGACGCUUCUGUUUAAGUCUGUUUACCGCCAACUCGCUGCAGGAGGUCUGUGCAGCAGCCUUCCUCCUUAACACUGGAAAUGCUCCGGUGUGGCGACUUGAAGGAAAAAUGCCCGGGGGGGGUGGGGGGGCGGCCCCGGGCUUCAAAAGUUGUGUGUGUGUGUGUGUGUGCGCGAGAAGCGGUGUCGUGGAGGACGAGCUCAUUGUUAAAAGGUAAAUUCAAGUUUGAUCAACACUGUGUUGUGAUAACUUUGAACUCUCCAGAGUGAGGAAGAAGAAGAGGGCGUCCGAUUGGGCGAAAGGCAAGCGGGGAGUCAGACGAGCAGGCGGGUUAACGAAACAUCGCUAAUAACCACGUGUGUCCAGACAUAGCUACAUCAGACACGACGAGUCGAACUGGAAAGGGCCUCUGAUCAUCUCCAACCAGGUUUUCCGAUAAUAGUCCCACUCUGUUUCCUGUUUGUGGUCGUGCUCUCGUUCCGUUCUGAUAAUCCGCCUGAGCAGCCACGUUUGCCUCGUUUCGAUAUUCAUUAUGACCCAGCGUUCCUUUGAGCCACUUCCUGUGUGCUCGAUCGGCCGCGACGCCUCUCUCUCCACGCAACAACGUCAUUUUCAGCCCGCACAGAUGCCGCGGCAGGUGCGGGCGGCAGCGAACAUACUUCACGUCUGUCGGAGAAAUAUGAUGUUUUUGGGGGGGGGUCUUAAGACCUGCACAGGUGUUUCCAAUUACUCUGAGCGACUGGACUCCAGGUCAGUUUGACGCUCGAGCCGCGGCGUCGCCCCCAGUCACGUGACGCUCCCUAAACUCCGAGCUGACGACAGGGAUGAAGGUGUAGACGGUUGUUCUAACAGCCUGAGCAACGGCAUCAAUCUCAUACACGCCUGAAACGGCUGCUUCCAACCCCCCCCCCCCCCCCCCC
Platichthys flesus (European flounder) is the source of this 4194-nucleotide messenger RNA. RefSeq names its product tetraspanin 9a (gene tspan9a). NCBI's taxonomy places the organism in Eukaryota, Metazoa, Chordata, Actinopteri, Pleuronectiformes, Pleuronectidae. The record is from RefSeq and is a predicted model, not a curated record. The coding region runs from base 668 to 1693 and encodes 341 amino acids. The transcript has 7 exons. Gene Ontology annotation, cellular component: membrane.